CAAGUGCUGAGUGGUGCAUCAGUGGAGGAUGGAGUUUCCACUGAGGACUAUGUUGCUUCUCUCUCUGGGGCUGCUGCUGGCUCGGGAAACCUUUACCAAGGACGAUAUAAAGCUGUAUGAGACGGCAGACGUGGAGGUCUCGGAGGGAGACAGCGUCACACUCCAUUGUUGCUUGAGAGCCGUCGACCCCACAAAGUAUAGAAUGAAGUGGUUGAAAUAUAAGGGUCAAAUUCUUCACCAACCAACAGCCGUGAGGUAUGACGGAGAGGGCUGUGGUUCGGCCCUGUCACCUGUGAACAACGGUACCUGUGGCUGUGCCACUCUGACCCUUCCCAACGUCACCCGCAACCACACUGGACGUUACAUCUGCCAGGUGACCAUCGAUAGGCCCAUACUUAUUCAGUAUUGGGGAAACGGCACGAUGAUCACUGUCACGGAACGACAGAGCCCAACCAACGGAACAACACAAAAAAAUUCGGCUGAACACGCUGCAAUGCAAUUCCCCGUCGUCGCUUCGCUGGGAAUAGUAAUGGCCGCCGUGUUCUUUGUCACUCUGUUAUGUCUGUGGAAGCUGCGGAAGAGACAAGCAAGGGUGAUCUAUGAGGUUCCCCACGAGGACUCUGAGGUGGACGGAACCAGCACCAGCUCGUCCAAAGGGUCCUCCCAGUGGUGUCAGGUACCCGUGUAUGAGUCCUUCGACUACUUUGAGUGUGUGGUGGAAAGCAAGGCCAGUGGAUGAGGGAGUCUCAAUCUGUUGUUUCCCUUGUUGGUCUUGUAAAUAUCUCACUCUGAUACGUUCUGUCAUCUUCUGUUUCCAUCCAAGUUGUUUUUAAAUAAGCUAAUUGAAAGUCAUAAUUUAACUGUGAAAUAGCAAUGAAGCCCUAUUAGAUGUAAUUGAUGAUGAGUGAUGAUUGUAUCUCAUUGUGAAUAAACAAUUUUA
Messenger RNA from Gadus chalcogrammus (walleye pollock), 940 nucleotides. RefSeq lists its product as uncharacterized. NCBI's taxonomy places the organism in Eukaryota, Metazoa, Chordata, Actinopteri, Gadiformes, Gadidae. Gene Ontology annotation, biological process: B cell differentiation; B cell receptor signaling pathway. Gene Ontology annotation, cellular component: external side of plasma membrane; B cell receptor complex. Bases 29 to 739 code for a protein of 236 amino acids. The transcript is spliced from 5 exons. The record is from RefSeq and is a predicted model, not a curated record.